AAAAAUAAUAAUAAAUAUGGUCCUAUGACAGCAGGUGUCAACGGAGGCGGAAAGAAACCGGAUGCGGAAAUGAAACGCGGAGCCUUUACGGAGACGCACGGUCCGCCAUAGUUAGUCGUGAGUCAAGUAACUUGAGCCGUGUUCGAUUGACUACGAGACGGUCGUAUUCUCGCGUUAAAUGUCGUUUCCGCACAAGGGCGCAUUUAGUUGUCGGCUUGGUGUAAAAUUGGCACAAACAUGGGGGCGAGGUUCGACGGCGAGGUGGCGUCGGUCGUCGAGUUAGCCUUCCGAGCUGUCGUGUCGGUCUUCAGGGGCGUGUGGGACAAACAAGCGCCGCCGUCGGCGUGGGAAGAGGCGACGCUCGGCCUCGGCCUCGGCGACGACCUGCGGGAUAUCGAGCGCGGCCUGCGCGCUCAGCUCCAGCGGGUGUUCGCCGAGCUGUGCGACGAGAACGAGGCGCUCAAGGCCAAAGUGGAGCAGAUGGAGGACGUGAUGAAGAGGAAGGCCGGACAGCUGGAACAGGAGCUGCACGUCCGGGUCGGACAGCUCGGCAGGGACCUGGAGAUACUGGAGAAGGAGCUGAAGACCAUCAGCGAUGGAGGAGAAGCAGAAGUCACGCUGGUGUCAGUCCCCGCUGAGCAGACUUCCCCCGAGACAAAAUCAGGCCCCAGCGCCUCAGAAGCGCGUAACUGCGAGACGGUCCAGAACCCCAAAAUGGAGAACCAAUCGGCAGUGAGCGUCGUUAGCCGGCUCAGCGGCGCACUCGCGGGAAAAGGAGAGUCGGCUGAGCAGGAGACGACGGAGACGAGUCUCGUUCCGCAGCUCCUUCUUCAACACGUGCCCUCGACUCGAGACGCUCUCAGUCCCGAUUUCGGCUCCCUGAGCAAGGACGAGCCGACGCAGGAACAAGCAGAGAAGCAGGGCCCAGUAGAACAGUCUUCAUCCGGAAGACCGAGAAGAACAAGGAGGCCCAGCUUCAAAGUGGAAAUGGCUUCCCCUGACAGCAGCGACGACGAAAUGGACUCUGGCCAAGCGGAAGAAAGCCCAAAGAAGAAGGCGAGGCGCAACCUGAAGCGCUUCCCCUGCGACGAAUGCGACGCCGCCUUCUACUGGAAGGCCGAGCUGAAGAAACACGCCGCGCUCCACGAGAAGCCCUUUUCGUGCCAGCAGUGCAACCGGAGCUUCCCGGAGAAGAAGGACCUGGAGGACCACGUGCUGGGCCACCAGGCCGAGACCAAGGCGCCGCUGCCCUUUCCGUGCCCGCGCUGCAAGCGCUCGUACCGCAAGGAGGAGUCUCUGCAGAACCAUCUGAAGCGCCACCAGCCCCUGGCCCAGCCCAAACCUUUCACCUGCGAUCAGUGCGGCAAGACCUUCCGUGUGGCGCGCUCCCUGGAGAACCACCUGCUGCGCCACCAGAGGUGGAAGGAGCCGCUCCAGUGUCACCUGUGCGACAAGACGUGCAAGACGCGGGUGCAGCUGCGCGGCCACAUGGUGGUGCACUCGGACGAGCGGCCCUUCAGCUGCGCCACCUGCGGCAAGGAGUUCAAGAGCAAGGACACGCUGCGCUUCCACCAAAUGGUGCACACCAACGCCAGAAAGUACAAGUGCAACGUGUGCGACGAGACCUUCAAGUACGCCCACUCGCUGACCGUGCACAAGCGGAAGCACACCGGCGUCACGCCGUUCGCGUGCGGCCUGUGCGGCCGCUCGUACCGGACCGGCACGGCGCUCAAGCGCCACAGCGUGGUGCACACGGGCGAGAAGCCCUUCACCUGUCACGUGUGCGGCGCCCGCUUCAGCCUCAACAACAAUCUGAAGCGGCACCUGCGCAUCCACACCGGCGAGAAGCCGUUUAUCUGCCAGGACUGCGGGAAGAGCUUCUCCGAUAACAACAAGCUCAAGUCGCACAUGUUGGUGCACGGCGCGCGGAAGCCCUUCAUGUGCGACCUGUGCGGGAAGACCUUCCUCUUCAACUGCCGCCUUCAGAUCCACCAGAAAUACGUCCACGCCAAGGACGACGACAAGCCCAAGGUGUUCCCCGCCAGGCAGAGGAACAAGCUUUUGGUCAAGCCGUACAGCUGCAAAAUCUGCCUGGCCGGGUUCAGCGCCGCCUGCUCGCUGAAGCUGCACGAGAAGGGCCACAGCGAGCACAAGGAGUUUUCCUGCACUCUGUGCGGCAAGGCCUUCCACAACAAGUACUCGUUCCGCUCGCACCAGCGGGCCCACACGGGCGAGAAGCCCUUCGUGUGCGAAGUGUGCGGCAAGGGCUUCAUCCACGCCGGCAGCCUCAAGCAGCACGAGCGCAUCCACACGGGCGAGAAGCCGUACAAGUGCGAGCAGUGCGGCAAGGCCUUCCGCACCGACGGGAACUUCUACCGCCACCUGCGCAUCCACACGGGCGAGAAGCCCUUCGAGUGCACUUACUGCCAACGCAAGUUCCACCAAUCCAACCAGCUCAAGUCGCACCUGCAGGUGCACACGGGCCAAAAGCUCUACUCGUGCCAGACCUGCGGAAGCGGUUUCUCCGACUCGCGGCAGCUCAAGAAGCACAGCUGCGACGGAACCGUCAUCCCCGUCUUGUUUGUGCCGACCUCCAAACGCCACCUGGUCGGGAUUCAGCCAAAGUCCAUUCACCGUGUUGACAUUGGAGGAGUCAAUUCUCAAGAAUCAUUGGCCGAUGCAGGAUUCAACAAAACGGUGGAGCUGCUGGCGCAGGAGGCAAGUCGAAAGAUCGGCAACAUUUUCUUGCUGCUGUUUGAUGCCGCAAACAAGGAAAAGCUCGCGCUGUGGGACAAGGUCAGCGCGUUGGAGCGCCAGCUGACGGCGGCGACGGAAGACUCGGACGGCGUUAAAGUAUGGAAGGAAAAGGUGAUGAGCGGAUGCCCUGUGCUGAAUGACCAGACGGGAUGGGUCUUCACGCUGACGCCUUUCGGAAUGAUGCUCAAAUCGGCCGAGGAGUCGGCCAGGGGAGGUGGCGAUUCCGUGACGCCCGCCGGUGGCGCACGCAAAGACAUCGCAGAGGAUGACAAGAUGACGCCGUCCUCAGAUCGUCCCGAUUUUUCGCCAGCCGAGGUCACCGAGAAGCUUUUUGAAUGUGAUGUGUGCAAGAAGAGCUUCGGCCGGCAGCUCCACCUCACGAGGCACAAGGACACCCACAAGGAACCUCUCAAGUGCCGACAGUGUUCCAGGAUGUUCCGCAGCGGCGCCGCGCUGGAGCGCCACCUGCUACGUCACCAGGAGAAGACUCCUCAGUCCUCGGCCUGUCCGCUCUGCGACCGGACCUUCAGGAGCGAAAAACUGCUCGAGUCGCACCAGUCGCGUCACCAUGGCGAUGACGCGCGGCCCUUCGCUCGUGACCAGUUUUCGCAGGGUAAGGCGUUCACCUGCGAGACGUGCGGCGCCGGCUUCACGCUGCGACAGAACCUCAAGCGGCACAGCCGCAUCCACACGGGCGAGCGGCCAUUCAAGUGCCACGUGUGCGGCGCCAGCUUCGUCCAGGACAAGCUGAAGGCUCACAUGCUGCUCCACGGCGCCACCAAGUCCUUCAUGUGCGACUUGUGCGGCAAGACCUUCCUGUACAACUGCCAGCUCAAGAAGCACCAGAAGGUGGCGCACCGGGAGGGCACCGAGGCGGGCGCCCAGCCGGGGAGGCGGAGGGCCCGGGUGCCCACGAACCGCACAGUCAUCUUCAAACGUGACAGGACCACCGUGGAGGUGGCGGCGUUCGCCUGCAAGACGUGCCGGCGCGGGUUCGACUCGGAGGAGGCCCUCGAGAAACACGAGCCGGUUCACGCGGGCGGCGCCCCGUACGACUGCGACGUGUGCGGCAAAGCCUUCCUCUACAAGGCCACCUUCGACUACCACCUUCGCACGCACCGGAACGAGCGGCCCUACGCCUGCGACGUGUGCGGCGAGACCUUCAUCAUCCGCCACGCGCUCAAGUCGCACCGGCUGCGGCACACGGGCGAGAAACCGCACGCCUGCGAAGUGUGCGGCAGGGCCUUCCGGGUUUACACCAACUACCGGAGGCACCUGAGGAUCCACACGGGCGAGAAGCCGUACGAGUGCGAAGUGUGCGGCGUCCGAUUCCGCCAGCUGGGACACGUCAAGUUCCACAUGCAGGUGCACACGGGCGAGCGGCCGUACGCCUGCGCCGCCUGCGGGCUGGGAUUUUCUGACUCCAGGCAGCUGAAGAAACACGCGUGCGCCAGGAAAGACCCGGUGACGACGUCGUCCCUGAUUCAUCACGUCAACACCUUCAUGACGUUGCUGGCUCAAGAGGCCGUCGACAACAUCUGCCAGCUUUUCCAACAAUAUUCUUCUCCGCUGCAUGUGCAGGUGGCUGAAGGGGAGGCACAGCUGGAGGACCUGAAGGUGAAACUGGAUGUGGCGGAGAAGGCGCUCAGUAUGAUGUUGCAAAACUCUUUGGCCCUGGUCGUGGAGGAGCAGGGCCACGAGCAGUUCGUGCAGGAAGGAGUCAUAAACAUGUUGGAUGGAGUGACGGACGGCUCAGCUCUGUCCUAUGAGGUUGACAAGUCUACCGUCAUUGACCUGACUUACGAGGAGCCAGAAGAUGCCGGCAGCGCCAGCCAGGCAGGUCAAGCCCAAAGUACCGAGCCGGCCGCCAAGGAGCCCGGACCCCUCCAAACAGUACGACACUCAGAGAAGAGCUUCCUGUGCUCAGUGUGCGGUUCUGGCUUCCCCCUCCAGCGCAGCCUCAACGUGCACAUGCGGCAGCAUACGGGAAAGCGUGCUCACACGUGCGACAAGUGCGGGAAGGGCUUCACGCUCAAGCAGAUCCUGAUGGACCACCAACGAUUGCACAGCAAGGAGCGACCCUUCAAGUGCACGCAGUGUGACAAGAGCUUCUACCGAGCCAAAGGCCGCAAGAACCACCAGCGCCUGCACGCCGUCCGCCAACCCGUCGAGCACCGUUGCCCCAUUUGCAACAAGAGCUUCAGUCACCAAUGCAACCUGCAGCGCCACCUGCGCAUCCACACGGGCGAGAAGCCUUUCGGUUGCGACACGUGCGGCAAGACCUUCAACCAGGCCGACACGCUCAAGAGUCACCAGAGGAUUCACACGGGCGAGCGCCCGUUCAAGUGCGACACCUGCGGGAAGAGCUUCACCCAGAAGGGGGCCUUGAAGACUCACUCCAGCGGGGCGUCGCUGGCGUGCGUGGCCUGCGGCGCCACGGCCCCGUGCACGGACGCAAUGCACAGCCACAUGCAAGCCCACGCCGAGGCCAUGCCGUGCGCCUGCACGCUCUGUGACCAGGUGCUGACCACCGUGGCGCAGUUGACCGCCCACCAGCAGAACCACCAAAUCGCCAGCCGGGCGCACGGCUGCACCAUCUGCGGCAAGAGGUUCAUGACGGCCAGCUACCUGAAGAUACACACCAGGUUGCACAGCGGAGUCAAGCCCUACUCCUGCGACAUCUGCCUUCGCAGUUUCUCGCAGCUCACCAGCCUCAAGUGGCACAAGGAAGAGCACAUUGGCGAGAAGCCGUUCUGCUGCGACAUCUGCGGGAAGUUUUUUAGCAGCAUGAGCAUCCUGACCUGCCACCAGCGCAGCCACGCGAUUGAGAAGGGAGAGUACACGGGCGGGAAGCCGUACGCCUGCGAAACGUGCAACAAGCGCUUCAGCCACGCCCCCAACCUGAUCCGCCACCGCCGCAUCCACACGGGCGAGAAGCCGUACGUGUGCGACGUGUGCGGCCGCGGCUUCAACCAGAGCAACAGCCUGAAAGCCCACCAGCAAAUCCACACGGGCCAGAAGAGAUUCACGUGCGACCGUUGCGGCAAGGGCUUCUGCGACAAGAGGAACCUCAAGAACCACAAUCGUUUGCGGUCGGCUGUCCUUUCCGAGUCAGCUUCAGCACAUUCCCAAAUGGUGAACUUCGAGGCCCAAGCGACAUCCAUUUUGGAACAAAUGGCCAACAGGGCCGUGAUCGAAAUGAGCAAAGUUGUCUCCGACACGACGCAAGAAAUGUCGCUGGGCGAUGACGACAGCACUCAACUUUCGCCCUCGGAUAACGUGGUGUGUCACGUCAGCUCUUUCAUGACGUUGCUGGCUCAAGAGGCGGCCGAGAACAUCUGCCAACUUUUCCACCAAUGUUCAUCUCUGCUACGCUUGCAAUUGACGCAGGCGGAGGCGGAGCUGGAGGACCUGAAGAAGAGGCUGGACGUGGCCGAAACGGCGGUCAGCAUGGUGCUGUCGAGCGCGCACGCCGUCAUAGCGGAAGAGGCGGUGUUUGAGCAGGAAGUUGCCUUGGCGGUGUGCACGUUGGACGGAGAGGAGCCCGCCGGGGAGGGGGGCGCCGCAGCCGUGUCUGGGGACGUCAGGGAGUCGGCCGUCAUUUAUGUAACUCACAAGGCCAACGAAGAUCGAGCCGUGACGCAGGACACUCUGCUUGACCAGACGUGCGAGUCCGCUCAGCAGGGGGGCAGUUUGGACCCGGAUGAUGACGAGCAUCCGGACUGUCAGGACCAGGAAGAUGCCAGCGAGGCCGACCACACGGGCCGGACCCGAAACGGCGUCCGAGCCGGCAAGCGGUCCGGCAGGAAAUCCGGCAAACGGCUGCAGCCCAGAGCCCAGCAGGCGGCGUGCCAACGCGACAACUUCUCAUGCACAGUCUGCGGACAAACUUUCACCCUCCGGCGCAGCCUCAACGUGCACAUGCGCCAACACACGGGAGAGCGCGCUCACACGUGUGACAUUUGCGGUAAAGGCUUCACGCUCAGGCAGAUCCUUCUGGACCACCAGCGCAUGCACAACGAGGAGCGACCCUUCAAGUGCACGCAGUGCGACAAGAGCUUCUACCGGGCGCACGGCUUGAAGAUGCACCGGCGCCUGCACGCGGUCCGCCGCGUCCGGGCGGCGGAGCGCCUCCACCGCUGCCCCUUCUGCGAGAAGACCUUCAACAUCAACGGCAACCUGCGGCGCCACUUGCGCAUCCACACGGGCGAGAAGCCCUUCCGUUGUGACACGUGCGGGAAGAGCUUCAACCAGGCGGUCACGCUCAAGGGCCACCAAAGGAUCCACACGGGGGAGCGACCGUACGCUUGCGUGUCCUGCGGCAAGACCUUCAUCCAGAAGAGCACCCUGGAGAUGCACACCGACGCCUCCUCGCUGGCGUGCGUGGUGUGCGGCUCCGCGGCGGACUGCGCCGAGGCCCUGCGCGGCCACCUCCAACUGCAUUCGGACGCCGUGCCGUGCGCCUGUGCGCUCUGCGCCCGUUGGAUGUCGACCGUGGCGGAAUUGCGCUCGCACCAGCAGCAGCACCAGACGGCGGGCGGCGCGCACGACUGCAGCGUCUGCGGAAAGACCUUCAAGUCCACCGGCUACCUAAAGAUCCACCUCAAGGUGCACAGCGGAAUCAAGCCCUUCUCUUGCGACAUUUGCUCUCGUGCCUUCUCGCAGCACGGCAGCCUCAAAACGCACCAGGCGGUGCACACGGGCGAGAAGCCGUUCGCCUGCGAAACGUGCGACAAGCGCUUCAGCAACGCGGGCAACCUGACACGCCACCGCCGCGUCCACACGGGCGAGAAGCCGUACGUGUGCGACGUGUGCGGUCGCGGCUUCAACCAGAGCAACAGCCUGAAAGCCCACGAGCAGGUCCACACGGGCCACAAGAAGUUCAUGUGCGACCGUUGCGGCAAGAGUUUUGGCUACAGGCGGAACCUCAAGAACCACAAGUGCUUCUACUACUGACUCCACCUCGAAUUUGAUGCUUCAAUAACGCCAUGAACCGAAGGAAAAUACCGGACACGCUGUGUCCUCAAACUGGAUCCGGGACGCUAAAAUCAUUCACAAUAAAUGAUGUUGGCCAUAUUCUUUUUGAGAAGAAAAGUUUAUUUUUUUGUUUGUUUUUUUUAAUGUAUUUAAAUUAUUACUUUCCUUUUUAAACUUUGAUGUAUUUCUGCAAAGGAAUACUUCAUUCUUUUAAGGUUGAGUUUUUGUCCCGGCAAAGUGUCUGUUCUUGUCGAGAUUACUACUGUACUUGUUUUUAUCUUUAACCCAAAAAAAAAAAGACAUUUAUGUGUAGUGUUCCCUGCUACUGUGACUAGUAAAAAUUCAAGACCACUUGA
Messenger RNA from Syngnathoides biaculeatus (alligator pipefish), 8090 nucleotides. RefSeq lists its product as uncharacterized. Lineage: Eukaryota; Metazoa; Chordata; Actinopteri; Syngnathiformes; Syngnathidae. The transcript has 25 exons. Bases 238 to 7713 code for a protein of 2491 amino acids. The record is from RefSeq and is a predicted model, not a curated record.